Arabidopsis thaliana (thale cress) is the source of this 2029-nucleotide messenger RNA. It is a transcript of the gene PPD1, whose product is annotated as TIFY domain/Divergent CCT motif family protein. Gene Ontology annotation, cellular component: nucleus. The record is from RefSeq and is marked reviewed. NCBI's taxonomy places the organism in Eukaryota, Viridiplantae, Streptophyta, Magnoliopsida, Brassicales, Brassicaceae. The transcript is spliced from 7 exons. Bases 157 to 825 code for a protein of 222 amino acids.
CCCCAAAUUGACUCCCCCAUAGGAAAAACUAUUCGACCUCACUCUCUCUCGCCACUGUUCCGCUCUCUCUCAUUCUUCCUAAUUUUACCCCCAAAACCUCCGAUUAUUACUGAAACGCCACUGCUCUCUCGCCGGGAUUCCGGUGAAGAGGAGGAGAUGGAUGUCGGAGUUUCACCGGCGAAGUCUAUACUUGCGAAACCUCUGAAGCUACUCACUGAAGAGGACAUUUCUCAGCUCACUCGCGAAGACUGCCGCAAAUUCCUCAAAGACAAAGGAAUGCGAAGACCGUCGUGGAACAAAUCUCAGGCGAUCCAGCAAGUUUUAUCUCUUAAAGCUCUCUAUGAGCCUGGAGACGAUUCCGGCGCCGGUAUCUUCCGCAAGAUCCUCGUUUCUCAGCCAGUAAAUCCGCCUCGCGUCACAACAACGUUGAUUGAGCCAAGCAACGAGCUGGAAGCUUGUGGCCGGGUUUCUUAUCCGGAAGAUAACGGCGCGUGCCAUAGAAUGGAUUCUCCAAGAUCAGCUGAGUUUUCCGGUGGGUCUGGUCACUUUGUAUCCGAGAAAGAUGGCCACAAGACGACUAUUUCUCCCAGAAGCCCAGCUGAAACAAGUGAGCUCGUUGGGCAAAUGACGAUAUUCUAUAGUGGAAAAGUGAAUGUGUAUGAUGGAAUACCACCUGAAAAGGCCCGGUCAAUCAUGCACUUUGCAGCCAAUCCAAUUGAUUUGCCUGAAAACGGUAUUUUUGCUUCCAGUAGAAUGAUUUCAAAGCUCAUAAGUAAAGGUAAGCUUUUGCUAAAGUGUCUGAUCUGUUUUUCAGUUGAUAGAUAGAUGAUUCAAACAUGAAAUGAUUUUGUUUUGUGUAUCAUCAAACUGGAAAAAGUUCAUGGACCAGCUUUUCUGACGCAGUAGAGCUUUUUUAUUUAUUUUCUCUUCUUGCAAACACUGCUUUUGUUUUGUCCAACUUUGAAAGGAGGCAUGGGUAGUUGACCAAGGAAGUAUGUCUAAAUGUUGCAUUGUGCUAUACUACCUUGCGUAAAAUAUCCAAAUGCCUCUUGCAUGUUUUUGUGAUAGUGAUUCCACUUUCCUUCUUCAGAGUCUAGUUUGAAUUAGUCAAAAAUCAAAUUGAAAAUGUGAAAUCUUAUUGCAGAGAAGAUGAUGGAACUUCCCCAAAAAGGCCUUGAGAAGGCGAAUUCUUCUCGUGAUUCUGGUAUGAACAGUAUUCAUAUUACCUUAAUGAUUCUCGGAGCGAAACUUGAUCAACACAUCUUCACCUGUGCAAAGCUAUGCUAAUGUUGUUAACUUGGAGGAAACUUGGCUUGCUUGUUGUUCUGCAUGUUAUAUGACCUGUGAAGUUUAUUAAUCUAACCGUCGUUCUAUGUUUUUUGGGUCGUUCUUAAGGUAUGGAGGGCCAGGCGAACAGAAAGGUAUCUUUGCAAAGAUAUCGUGAAAAGCGGAAAGACAGAAAAUUCUCAAAGGCCAAAAAGUGUCCAGGAGUUGCGUCCUCUAGCUUGGAGAUGUUUCUGAAUUGUCAGCCACGGAUGAAAGCUGCAUAUUCGCAAAACCUAGGCUGCACCGGAUCUCCACUGCAUAGCCAGUCACCUGAAAGCCAGACAAAAAGUCCCAAUCUUUCAGUUGAUCUAAACAGUGAAGGCAUUUAACAAGAUACCGAAACGUGGAGAUGCUAUAAGCUGUGAAUAGGCGUUGAAACAGUUGCUUGCUUGUAAGCUCAAAGAUAUGAAGAAAAGAAACCUCUCUUCGGAUCGGCCUUCUUUUGUGUUUCCGGGGUUUUGCACCCAUAAUUUUUGGUCUAUAGUUUUGAGUAGAGCUUAGUAGGUUAGUGGUAAUUUCUUGUUUCUGAUUCUUUUUGUGAGGAUAUAGUCACAGAGAGUAGAGACAAGAGAGGUGAAAGAAGGGCUUUCAUUUUCUAGGUGUUGUAAUGUGUAAAUGAUGUCUUACUUGACACUUUUAACGAGAGAGACCUUUUAGCCAAAGUGUUUCUUACUCUCGACUCGAGUCUUACUUUGACACCACC